GUAUUCUCUUCUUCCUUGGGUUACUGUAUAGUUUCUCAUCAUUGUCACUCUUCAUCUUGCUCACUCUUCCCCGUGUAGAAAGAGAUCGCCUACCAGCUACUCGGCUACAGGACCCAAUGCUCAAAUCUUAAAAAUAACAUAUCUUUCUUCUUCUUAUUCAACCUUUGUGCAUUGUCGUUCAUGAUCUCUGCCGCAUCCACCCAUAUACAUGAAGAAUCUCUAUCCGGCCCUUGACAAUGUCAAAUUUGCCGAAAUGCCAUGUUGUUGAAGUCCAAGAGUGUCACAGUUCAGAUGAGGAGCCGAGAGCUUGCUGCUCCAAUGAGUCUAGCUCUGAGAUUGAAGGUGUCGGUGUUGCAUCUGAGAAAGACAGGUCGUCCUCUGCAUCAGAGUGCUCUGUGGGGGUGGAUCUUGAGGAUGGGGCUCCUGAGAUCAAGGCGCAUUUGGCAAACGUGGAGAGAGAUUGCAGGAUUUGCCAUCUGAGCUUGGAUGCAACAAAUCAAGAAUCUGGGGUGGCCAUUGAGUUGGGCUGUUCUUGCAAGGAUGACUUGGCUGCUGCUCAUAAACUCUGUGCUGAGGCCUGGUUCAAGAUUAAGGGUAACAAAGUUUGUGAGAUCUGUGGAUCGACUGCACGUAAUGUGACUGGUGCUAAUGAGGCUGAGUUGACGGAGCAGUGGAACGAGGCAAGUGACGCUGUCACCACCACAGCAAUGACUGCUCCACCGCCUGUGCAAGCUACGGAGACAAGGAACUUCUGGCAGGGCCACCGCUUUCUGAACUUUCUCCUUGCUUGUAUGGUUUUCGCUUUUGUUAUCUCUUGGCUAUUCCACUUCAACAUACCCUCAUAAUUGGGGACAAAUGACAUGAUUCCGGUAUGAUGGUGAAGAAGAAGGUACACACUCCACCACUUGCAGCAUUCACUCAGUUACAUUCCUAGUAUGUACUGUCGAAUUUGCUAUAUAAUCUGGAGCGAGCUAUCUUCAGUCGCCGUGAUAAUAUAUACCCACCUAUGUCUCAUGUUCAACCGACUUCCAUGUAAAGCGAGUUCUAUUAUUGACGCUUUGAUAUGCAUGAACGAAACGUGUUAUAUUCUUUGUAGUUCUAUGUGAUUUUAGCCCGUUAAAUA
Syzygium oleosum is the source of this 1123-nucleotide messenger RNA. RefSeq lists its product as uncharacterized. The record is from RefSeq and is a predicted model, not a curated record. The transcript is spliced from 2 exons. Bases 237 to 845 code for a protein of 202 amino acids. Lineage: Eukaryota; Viridiplantae; Streptophyta; Magnoliopsida; Myrtales; Myrtaceae. Gene Ontology annotation, molecular function: zinc ion binding.